AUGUCCCUCCGCCACACCGCCACCAGCACCAGUGCAUCAAGCACACCGCGCGCGGCACCCUCAUCAAGAGCAGCAGGAACCCGCACAGGAGACAAUGAGGAAGGAGAUGAUGAAGAACCCGUCAUCGCCGGCCCCUUCGUCCUGCACCACGGGUCCUUUAUCCUCGAGUUUCUCCGACCAAAGCCGUCGAGGCAGGCUUCCGGCGAGCUCGGCACCACGACGACAUACUCACGAAUCGACACCAUCCACACACCUCAAACCACGCCUCCCGCUCGACCGCACCACAUUGCGCCCUACAUGCCUCACCAGAUCUGGCCGUCGCCGAGCGCAAAGGAAGACACGACGAUGCUGAUAUGGGCACACCCGAACCCCAAAGACAUGGACGACAAGAUGGACCGGCUCUUCUUCCAGACUCUGUUGCUGUACAGAAGACACAUCUCCGCCACGGCUCUGGUCGUCUUGCCGGGCCUAACCUUCCUCGGGCCCCUCCGGUGGUGGAUCCCUUGGCUGUUCCAGUGCCUGUGCGCCUACCUGGCUCUGUGGCUGGGCAAGAAACCCCUGCUGAAAAAGUACAUGUCGGUCGAGGACUGGGAGGACGAGGAUGUACAGGAGCGGAUCGGCAUGUGGAGGAAGAAGGAUCUUUGA
Fonsecaea monophora is the source of this 645-nucleotide messenger RNA. RefSeq lists its product as hypothetical. The record is from RefSeq and is a predicted model, not a curated record. The transcript has 3 exons. Bases 1 to 645 code for a protein of 214 amino acids. NCBI's taxonomy places the organism in Eukaryota, Fungi, Ascomycota, Eurotiomycetes, Chaetothyriales, Herpotrichiellaceae.